CUAAUGAGUGCCCGCGAAGUGGAUGAGGACGGUUCUCUCGACGAACGACGACACGGACGAGUGGUCAACGACGACACCAGACCGCAAGCCCGUGAAGCGGCGAUAGCAGAUGCCGCUGCGGACGGGUGGGUCGUGCUCUUGUCUCUGCUGCUCGUAGGGAUGGUCGUCAAGGGGGGGCGGGUUGAUGGUGAGCUCGAAGCCGUCCUCGUCCUUGAUGGCCCGCAGUGUGUCGCCGUGCUGGAACAGCUGGAGCCGACUGCCGUCACCGAAGUCGAUGUGGCGGCCCACCAUCUUGAGCUGAGCCAGCACACGCGGGGUGGCCAGAUACGCCUGCAGACACACAACACAUGAACACAUUCACACACCGAUUGUAAGGACAUUCUUUCUCCCUCCCUCUCCCGGUUGGCUUACCGUCUUGUUUGGAAACUUGUGCAGAUCGGCCGAAGUGAGCCUCACGGGCAGCUGGCAGUAGCCGCACUGCGCCGCCAGAGCAAUCGCCUCCCUCAUCUCCUUCCAGCCGCCCGCCUCCGUCACACACACGGCCGCCAGCAGGUCAGCCACACCCAUCUGCUGAUCGUCGAACACCAGCAACUGCACUGCCUGCCCGUUGGCCGCCCGUCGCAGCCCCGCCUCUGUGCUGAGCGAAUGGCCCAGCCGCUGCCGCAGCUGAGCCGCUCCGAAGAGGCCCCUGAGCCAAGUGCAUGUAGCCCUCAGCCGCAGUAUGUCAUUGAGGCUGAGAAGGUAGAAGCUGCGGCGGCCGACGAAGAUGUAUGUGAAGGGGUGCUGCUGCUGAUGAUGAUCUGUGUGCUGCAUCACACCUGGGACGAAUGGAUGGAUCAGAUCUGCCGAGAAGAAGCAGAUGGGAGCGAGAGGGAAGAUUCUCGGGCGGAGUUGAUGAGUGGAUCAAAACGAGAUGCCGAAAUGUCAAUACGCUGAAAACAGACGGAAUGCGC
Vitrella brassicaformis is the source of this 953-nucleotide messenger RNA. The record is from the annotation of a GenBank genome assembly. NCBI's taxonomy places the organism in Eukaryota, Vitrellaceae.